GUUAGUUAUUCUGAAGAACUGGCUGCAUAGGUACCUAGUAACAGAACAAUACGAGUGUAAUGUUUUUCUUAUUAUCGUUGUUUUUCUACACUGUUGGUGCUGUCAUUGUAUCUCCACCGAAAACACCUACGCAAAUAUGUCCAGGCUCUAAAGAGCUUAUCCAUCCUCCCUACUGUGGACCACACGCCCACUAUGAGAAAUGCCCAGAUAGAUGUCCCAAAUUCUGUUCAUCUCUUCUGCGCCAAAAUGAAACUUGCUUACCAACACUGUGUUGUGCUCCAUCCUGCCAAUGCGAUAGUGGAUACCUGAGAAAUGACAAUACGUGGGCUUGCGUAAAGAAAGAGGACUGCCCCCAAUAUAACAACAUCAAAUGUAAAGUAAACGAGCAUCCAGUGGUCAACAUGACAAUCUGCCCGAAGACUUGCGGGAACCGGUUGCUUACGUACCCUAUAGACCCUUGUGAUCCUUUCACUGGGUGCGCCUGCAAUGAGGGAUACGUCAGACCGUUUGACAACGCAACUGGUACUUGUAUACCUGUAGGAAAAUGCCCUCCAAUUCCAAAGAAGUGUGGCUUCAACGAAUUGCCAACGAGCUGCGCGUUCGUGUGUCCGCCACAAGUUUGCGAAAUAGCAUACACCGAGUAUCUAUGUCUGCCACAUGAAUGCCAACCAGGAUGCAACUGCCGGCAAGACUAUCUGAGAGACUGCAACAACAUUUGCAUUAUCAACACUGACUGCCCUUUGCCUGGUGAAAAAUGUGUCCCCAUCUGUAGGCCUACUUGUGCCGUCCCCAACCCUCAAGGCUGCCGACCUCCAAGUCCAAAGGACCCUAAUGCAUGUCCAGACGGGUUUGUUUUAACCGAAGAAGGAGGAAAUUGUACAUAUAUUGAGUCGUGUCCAGAAAAUCAAGGUUGCAAUGGCGACCCCAAUGCGAUCAUAAGACGGUGUCCAUCGCCCUGCCCAUCCACUUGUGAUGCGCCUAAUUCAAACCUGGCGAAUUGUAAGAAAGAAUGCCAAUUGGGUUGUGAAUGCAAGGAUGGAUACAUUCGGCGAGAAGAGAACGGACCGUGCAUCUUACCCGAUGACUGUCCAUGUGGAAACCCUUGUAACCGGCCUAAUGAGGAAUACUCAUCGUGUACAGUAUCGUGCACGGAUACGUACUGCCCGACGGAUGACGAACAAAGAAUCAAAAUUUGCGAUUUCCCAUCGCCAUGCGACUCUGGCUGCGUCUGCAAACUCAACUAUAGAAGGUUAAGCACCUGUAAUGACACUUGCAUCCUAGCAGAGGAUUGUCCUCCAGUUGAGUGCACCAGGCCGAAUGAAGUGUUCUUCGGGUGCCGUCCAUUUUGUCCAAGAGAACAUUGCUCUUUUGUCGGACAACCUUGUUCACCACCUUUCGUUAGAACUUGCGAUCCUCGGUGCACUUGCAAAGAUGGCUACUACAAAAACGAUAAGGAUGUGUGCGUGCCGGAGUGCGAAUGUUCAUCAUGUCCCCUGAAAUGCAAAUCAACAUGCCUAAAUCCUAACCCCAAGAGCUGCAGUCGCUCCUACCCUAACUGCAACUGUAAAAGAGGAACGAUCUGGUCAUCGGAUGGGAGCAAGUGCAUUCCUAUAAGCGAAUGUCCAUAUGGCCCCAGCUGCAAUGGUGAUCGCAACGCCCACGUUAUGGAAAAACCGCCGGCUUGCCCAUCGACAUGUGACAUCCCAAAUGGUGCGCCUCUUUGUAAGAAAUUGGGAUUGGCUGUCGGCUGUGUCUGCAACAACGGAUACAUCUUGAAUAGUAAAGGAAACUGCAUCGACCCCGACAAGUGCCCAUGUGGUAAUCCAUGCGGUGUCAACGGGACGUUUGUGUCAUGCAAUGCCGACUGCCCUAACGAUAUUUGCCCCGUGAAUGACAGUCGGGGCGUCAUUGCUUGCGAUCCUCCUUAUCCUUGCCCUUCUGGAUGCGCCUGCAAACACAACUAUCAGUAUAGGAGCGAAAAGGAUCGAACGUGCAUUUUGGGACAGGAAUGUCCUCCUGUAAACUGCACCAGACCCAACGAGGAGUGGAAUAUCUGCCCUUCACUUUGUUUCGACGAAAGCUGCAGCGCCUUCAACAGUCCACCUCCCGUUUGCGACACAUUCCCUCUUCCAGAGUGCUUUCCAAAAUGCACCUGCAAGCCUGGCUUUGCCAGGGAUGAAAACGACGUUUGCAUUCCUGGGGAAGAAUGUCCAACCUGUCCUCUGGAAUGCAAAUCAACCUGCCUAAAUCCUAACCCCAAGAGUUGCAGCAGCAGCUUCUACUCAGACUGCAACUGUAAAGAGGGGACAAUCUGGUCAUCAGAUGGCAGCAAGUGCAUUUCUAUAAACGAAUGUCCAUAUGGCCCACCCUGCAAUGGUGAUCCCAACGCCUACGUUAUGGAAAAACCACCCGCUUGCCCAUCGACAUGUGACAGCCCAAAUGGUUCGCCUCAUUGCAAGAGAUUAAGAUUGGAUGUUGGUUGUGCCUGCAAGAAUGGAUACAUCUUGAAUAGUGAAGGAACCUGCAUCGACCCAGACAAGUGCCCAGGUGGCAAUCCAUGCGGCGUCAAUGGGACAUUUGUGCCAUGCAGUAUUAGUUGCCCUGACGAAUUUUGCCCCGUGGACGAUAUUCGGGCUAUGAUUGCUUGUGAUCCUCCCUACCCCUGCCCUUCUGGAUGCGUCUGCAAAUAUAAGUAUCAGUUUAGAAGCCAAGAGGACAGAACAUGCAUUUUGGCACAGGAAUGUCCUCCAGUGAAAUGCACCAGACCCAACGAGGAGUGGAAUAGCUGCCCUUCACCUUGUUUCGACGAAAGCUGCAGCGCCUUCAACAGUCCACCUCCUGUAUGCAACACCCUCGUAGAGCCAGAGUGCUAUCCGCAGUGCACCUGCAAGCCUGGCUACGCCAGGGAUGAAAACGACGUUUGCAUUCCUGGGGAACAAUGUCCUCAAAACUGCGGCGGAUCGUUACCCCAAUGAAAUUUAAAAUUCCAAUAAAAAUUGUAAACGUUUUUAUUUAAAUUAUUUUUUCCAGUUGAUUCAAUGAUUACUGUAUUAAACCGUGGAUGUUAAUUAUUCAUUAAUGAAUCAUUUUGUUAAUGAAUGGCUUGGAAACAAACUAUUUACUUUAUCAUAAUGUCAAUAAAACGAUUAAUCUAGAUCUGUCUUUC
Molecule: messenger RNA, 3166 nt
Organism: Ostrinia furnacalis (Asian corn borer)
Lineage: Eukaryota; Metazoa; Arthropoda; Insecta; Lepidoptera; Crambidae
Product: zonadhesin-like
Exons: 17
Coding region: 60-2975 (971 amino acids)
Source: RefSeq, a predicted model, not a curated record